Molecule: messenger RNA, 768 nt
Organism: Sordaria macrospora k-hell
Lineage: Eukaryota; Fungi; Ascomycota; Sordariomycetes; Sordariales; Sordariaceae
Source: RefSeq, a predicted model, not a curated record
AUGUCUGUGGUGAAAGAUCCAGUAUCCGAGUCUCGAGUUCACGAUCCUGACGGUUACCGAACUUCCACGCUGCCUAUUAUGCUUCCAUCGGUCACUCUUCUCCUCGCCGCCGCGGCCGGCACCAGCGCCCACUACACGUUUCCCAAGGUGUGGGCAAACAGCGGAACGACUGCCGACUGGCAAUAUGUUCGCAGGGCGGACAAUUGGCAGAACAACGGCUUUGUCGACAAUGUGAACUCCAACCAGAUCCGGUGCUUCCAGUCUUCCCACAGCCCUGCCCAGUCUACUCUCAGCGUCGCUGCUGGAACUACCAUCACGUACGGCGCGGCUCCCAAUGUCUACCACCCGGGACCCAUGCAGUUCUACCUUGCCAGAGUUCCGGACGGCCAGGACAUCAACAGCUGGACCGGAGAGGGUGCUGUUUGGUUCAAGAUCCAGCAUGAACAGCCACAAUUUGGCCAGCAACUGACCUGGGCAAGCAAUGGCAAGAGUUCUUUCCCCGUCAAGAUCCCCAGUUGCAUCAAGUCCGGUAACUAUCUCCUCCGUGCUGAGCACAUUGGACUGCACGUCGCUCAGAGCUCGGGAGCUGCCCAGUUCUACAUCUCGUGCGCUCAGCUCAGCAUCACCGGUGGUGGCAACACUGAACCUAGCAACAAGGUCUCGUUCCCUGGAGCCUACAAGGCUUCCGACCCCGGUAUUCUGAUCAACAUCAACUAUCCCGUCCCUACCUCGUACAAGAACCCUGGACCGAGUGUCUUCAUCUGCUAA